ACUUUUAAAUUUAGCCUUAAACAGGACUUACUACUUUUUCUCAGUUAGGAAUAAACCUGUUGGAAGCUGAACAAUUCGCAGAUAUGAAAAGUAUUCUUAAGAAUAGAGGUGUGAAUACUCCUGGUUUUUUUUUCAAUGAAGUUUUAGUUCUAGGACGAAUUUCAACUCUGAAAUACAGGUAUAACCAGCUAAUGAGUUCCGAGAGAGGACAAAAUACGCGUCCUGCAUUCUGUUACUCAACACUAUUCAUAUGUGUUUAUAAAUGCUUGUUACCUAAUGGUAAAAUCAAGGCAAUCUACACAGGAUGGAUAUAUGUCAAAAUAAGACUAAUCAUCAACAGUUAUCAACAUCAACAGUGGAAAGACUCAAACAAUCUUUGUAUAUAAAUGAAAGUAGGUGAAUGUUGCAUCAAUAAACAAAGUUAUCAAAUACAGUGAAAUGUAUUGAAUUACCAAGUGUUUAAGUCUAUAAAAAUGAAGUUGUGUUAAAAAAUUAUCAGAAGAUUUCAAGUUUUGAAUAUCAUAAUCAGUAAAUAAAUAAAUAGUCGCAUUGUACUUAAACGUCCCCCCCACCGUUUACUAGAAGCUCGUGAAAUGAUAACAUUCUGUAUACUGCAUUAGAAAUGAUCUUUGAGAAGACUAUAAUGUCGAUAAAGAAUCAAUUCUUUGAUAGCUAUCUGAGAUAGUUUUAAUGAUGGAAGGGCAAAUGAAACAAAUCUACAUCAUACAUCAAUUGAAAUUUGAUAUUUCUCAAUUUUUCUCAAAUACCUCUAUGGUGUGUGCUGUUUAUAUGGGCAGAUAUAAGUAGUAUAUAUUAGGAGUAGGAUUCUUACCUGCAGCAGAAAAAAUUGUGAACAGAAGAAAAAAACGAAAAUAGUCAAAUUAGCAACUGGAGUUUAAGAAUGAUGAAUCUCGGAAGAGACUAUUCAAGGAAGUUGUACCCCAAAUGCCCUGGUACGGCCGAAAGUGGGGAGUGUCCGCUCUCCUUCUUGAAAUGCUCACACACGGCCAUACGUUUAAAGCCUCUGCCAGGGAAGUCCUACUCAUUGCCUUCUUAUGGCGGGGAUGCUGUUUACGAAAUUGAGAGGACGAAAAGCGAAUGUCCGGCGCUUUACUCGGGUUGGUGGACACGGAAAGUCCACUUAGUGGAGUUGGAAAACCCUGAUUCCAAACCAAUGGUGAACAUGGGCCCCAGUAUCCUGAAGGAACAAAUGGCGUAUGAACCAAUCGUUCUUCACCGUCUACCAUGGGACUGUAUCUCCUCACGUUGCUCCACUGUCUUGUGGAUCAGACCUGGCCAGUAUUUAUGUGUUCAAAUAAAUAAAAAUCAAAUUCAAUGUAUUGCUUACAUAUUUUACAAAUGCAGUGUGUAAUUUUGUACAAUGAAGUUAAUUGGCUUACUUUAACCAUGUGUUUGUUCACUGGUUGAUUGUUGUAAUAAAUAGGAUUUCUCAGUUAAAUUCCAUAAUAUUUAUAAUUCUUAUAGUUUUAUUUAUCUAAGGCGUAUUUACGUGAUAUUACUUUUUAUGAAUAUAUUCAUCAGUUCAGAGAAGUAGCAGUUUAGAUACAAAACAUCAAACCAAUGAAUCAGUUGACGAAGAAGAUGAAAAUGAUCGAAUUGAAUCUGAAAAAUCUGGAAAAUCCGAAAAGAAACGUGCAUUUAUUCGUGAUGAACAUGGAGUUUGUAGACCUGGUGAAUUAGAUGAAGAUAUAAAUAUGAGUAAAAAUCAUGAAUCACGAUCGUCUGUUGUAGAUCGUACUGCUGCAGAACGAAUUUCAUAUCGUUUGGUUCAACAGCGUAGUUUAGAUUUCGGAUUGUAUCGUAAACUGAAUAAUUUCAACAUUGAUUCAAACAAUAGUCCUAUUCAAUCUGGUAGUCAAAUUUCAGAGAAUGAUGAUAAUUCUAAUGUAAGUAACAGAUUAAAAAGAGAUAAUAACGAAUACUAUGAUGAUAAUGAUAAUGAUGAUAGCGGUGAUAUUCAACAUGAUGAAUCCUUCCGUAAUAUAGAUUUGGAACAUGAAGAAGAAGAAGAAGAAGAUAAUAGUACUAUUCAAAAUGAUGAAUUCUACACAAAUCCUAAAAUUAAAGAACUUGGCAAAGAAUUCACAUUAAAAGAUAUUUUAGGUCAUCGUGUACCAGAACUAGAAAUUGACAUUAUAAAAGAUGAUGAAGAUAUGGGACAGAAUGAAUAAAAAAGAAAAUUAAUCCACGCACCCACCCACCUACGCACAUACACACACACAGUCAUCAAAUAAAUAGUAUGACAUUAUCCAAAAUGAAAAAUGCAUUUCCAUAGAAAAAACAAACAUUUUUAACCCAUUUAAACUAUUUAUUUCUAAAGUCAACGCAUUUACAUAGUUGAAUUUUGUUGUUCACUGUUUUCUUUUUGUUUUUCCAUUUAACAUGUACAUUCACAAACUCAUUAUUCCUCUUCGAUAAUAAUUUUUUUCAUAGAGGUCCAACCUUUAUCAUUUAAAAAUAUCACAGACAGAAAGAAAGAGAGAGGGAGGGAGGAAGGAAGGGAAAAGAAAGAAAGAAAAACUAUCAUCAUUGAAAUGAAUGGAAUAGUUUUCCGUCCAUUUUUCUUUCUUCUUUUCAUGCUCAUUAUUGUUGUUUUUUGGUAUUUUGAUCUCUCUUCUUUUCUUUUCCUCUCUGUUUUUUCUUUCUUUUUACUUUUAUUUAAUAAAUAAGAAAAGCAGAACUUUGUUUCCAUAUGAAUUUUUUAGUAUAUAACUAAAGAAAUAUGAUUGUUAGGAUAAGUUUAUUUGAACAUUUUGUAAAUGGAAUGUAGUCAUUAAAACAAAACAAAACAUUAUUAUCAUUAAAAGGGAAUGUUUCAUUUAGUUAAGUAUUUGUAUUUUAGUUUGUAUACAUAAUUUGAAGAAAAAAAAUAAACGUUUUGAUUUGUACAAAUCAUUUCAUAUUGUCAGAAUGAAUUGUGUGGAGAUUUUAGUAAAUUUCACAGGUUGAAAUCAUGAGUCAGUUGAAGCUAGACCACCAUUGAAAACUGGAAGCACUGGACG
Messenger RNA from Schistosoma haematobium, 3023 nucleotides. RefSeq lists its product as uncharacterized. The record is from RefSeq and is a predicted model, not a curated record. The coding region runs from base 1716 to 2192 and encodes 158 amino acids. The transcript has 3 exons. NCBI's taxonomy places the organism in Eukaryota, Metazoa, Platyhelminthes, Trematoda, Strigeidida, Schistosomatidae.